This is a messenger RNA of Cydia fagiglandana, 2362 nucleotides long. RefSeq names its product post-GPI attachment to proteins factor 2 (gene PGAP2). The transcript has 3 exons. Bases 93 to 851 code for a protein of 252 amino acids. NCBI's taxonomy places the organism in Eukaryota, Metazoa, Arthropoda, Insecta, Lepidoptera, Tortricidae. Gene Ontology annotation, cellular component: endoplasmic reticulum membrane; Golgi membrane. Gene Ontology annotation, biological process: GPI anchor biosynthetic process. The record is from RefSeq and is a predicted model, not a curated record.
AUGUCCACUGCUUUCUGUCACUUUUAUUGACAAAACUUGCUCAAACUGUGUAGAAAACAGUAUUAACUAUUUAUUGUAGUUAAGGAAAAUAAAUGUAUAUCCCUCUAUACAAUGAGACUAAAAGACGAUAUUUCUGUCGACUUUCAGUCACGAAGCUGUGCUUCGUCACUGUGUCGCUGCCGCUGUUCGCGUUCAUAACUUGCGUUCUGAUGACUAUGUACAAAGAUUUUCAAAAUGCGAAUAAAACACACUGUGAUGUGCCGAAUGUGUUUCCGUCUAUAUCAGCGUCCAUAGGGAACUAUGAGCCUCAAAGCUCUAUAUGGAGAUCGGCUAUUUACGCUCACGCGCCUAUGCGCUUCUUCAUAGUUUACCUGAGGUGGGAGUACUACAGGAACGUUAUAAGCGAUAAUCUAGAGAUAGUGAUCAAGUUAGCAGUAUUGUUAAACGUUAUAGAAAAUGUAUCUUUAUUAGGACUAACGCAUUGGACUUCAUCGCUGCAUUAUCCAUAUCAUGAAUUCUGCUUCAAAAUGUUCAUCGGGACAUCAGUGUUCUACAUGUUGUUCACCUGCAUGAUGCUCACCAAGUACCGGCGGAAAGCCACCGUGUCCAGUUCCGAGAUGCGGUCCGUCAAGCUCAAGUGGAGAGCUUUUGUGGUCAACAUUGGCUCUUUCGCCUUCGCUGCUUACUUCUUCUUGAGACACAACAGAUUAUGUGAACCUUACGUGUAUUCACUGUUUGGGUUCUCGGAGUACAUAGUGGUGAUCAGCAACAUAAUGUUCCACCUGACGACGGUGUACGACCUCCGAAGGCAGUUCCUGUGCGUAUCCCUUAGAGGAAUCCAUUUGGAAUAAGAUUAUUAGAAGAAUUCGUUCUUGUGAUGUUUAUAAAUAAAGGAAAAUUGGACGAACUCAUCUGCUCAAGCACAGUCAAUCCGUGAGUCUUGGUAGCUCAGUUGGUCGAGCGAAGGGGUGUGGUAACCCGGAGUUUUCCACUUUUCCUAUUUCGAAGCAUUGCGGAUACAUAAAUAAUUUAUUAAUUCUCAUGACAUUUUAAAAUUAAGGGUUGGUAUUGGCAGAGGUAUUAAUUAGGUGAAGACUAAAAUUAUAAAACGUGUUAAUACUUAUAUUGGGCUGUAGCCGCGCGCGUCAGCUGACGUCUUUGGUGGUCACAGGACAGGAUUAAUAAUAUAAAUAAUGUUUGGAAAUGACCACAUAACUUUGCAUGCAUCUGUAAUUCUGAUACAUAUCGCCUCGUCGAAAUAUUGUCUCCUUGGCUAAGACAUCCCCUGAGUAACUUGCAGGCUCGGCUUUCAGGCGUAUUUGCAGACAUCCUCAUGUAUUUAUGACAAAAGGUGCAAGCGUUGCAAAAUAGUCUAGUCUUAUAUUUUCAAUAGAUAAAUAGCUAAAAAUUACAACACGCAAUUUGUAGAUAGAUAAUUACUAAUUAGAAAUGUGGCUUUUAAUGCGAAAAACAAUCAAUAUGUAUUGUCUAAGACUAGGGGGUGAAAUAAAUACAACAAAACAAAGUCACACAAACAGUGCGCAAUUCCGCACCGACUGCUACGCCGUAGUCCGCAGUAGUUAAACUGUAUGUAGCGAAUAUUCCUCAUGCGCGUAGGCGGGUCCUGCAUAUUAGAAGGUUUAACAAUGAUGUGUAGUUAUCUCAUGAAACCGUCGUAAAUAUCCUUCUUUCCUAGACGUUACUAUGCUUAACCCUUUAACGGCGUAUAGGUGUCAGAGAUGAUGCAAAAUCUCACGGUGGAAAUGUAUUGAUGUCUGACCCUUAGGCUAAGUAGCAUUGUCAAUUUUCCCUCCUCUUAACUGAUUUUACAACAUUCCUUACUAACAAAUAAAAUAUACAUUUUGUGUUAGGCUUUAUACCAAAAUAUAUAAGCAAUAAUAUAAGUAAUAGCAAGAACAGGAAUUUUAGCUUUAAGUAGGAUUUUUUAAUGUCGCGAUUUUCUACAAAAUUAUUUUUAGGCUUUGUAUAAAAACAGUAUUUAUGAAAAAAUAUUUUGCUAUAUGUAUUAUGUUUCACGAUUGUGAACGGAAGAAUCGAUAGUUUUAUUAUAUAUUAUGCAGCCCAGGUGUUUUUAAGGUAACUGGAAAUAUCGAAAUUUGUAUUGAAUUUUUUUAUUUAUAUCGUUAUUAAAGUAUUAAGUACUGCUAAAUAGAAAAUUGCAUAUGAAUGUUUUUUUAGUCAUAUUUAUUUUAACGGGUUGUAGAAAGAUUUAUUUAUUUUUAGAUAUGACUAUAACAUAACAUACUGCUAUGAAUAUUUUGAUAUCAAUUAAAAGUAGGUACAAAUAAUUUAUCGUCAUUUGAUUAUUUUAACUGUAUUCCCUGAACAUAUUGUUUAAUAG